AGGCAAGGCCAUCUCAUUGGCAGAGCUUUGGGGAGGGGGUAUCUUUUCUUCAGAUGUGCCCAGAAGUACCAGACACCCACGUCCUUGUGCAGACAGCCACAAAAAGGCUAGUGCUGUGCCACCUACUGGGUCCCCAGUUGCUGGCCAAAGACUCAAAUGGGGCUGGAGAGCCCACCACUGAUGUGCUCGCGGGAAUCGGCUAGGGCCGGGCUCCGGUGGGUGAGAAAGGCUGUGGCCUGUGUCUCUGUCCCAGCUUUGCACACCUGUUUCUUGCCUGGCUACCCCACCUCUGUGUCCUGUCUCUUCAAAUACACUGCUCGCCACCCUCAGACCAUUCUUCCCAGCAAGCUGUGUUAUCUUGUCAUUCCCGUGCUCAAGAACCCAGAAUCUCUUCUAAGGCCUCUAAGACAAAAUCCAAGCUUCUUAUCCCGGAAUUCCAGGCCUUCCUAAAUCUGACCCUGGUCUCUGAAGCCCCCUGGUCGCCUGCUACUGAGCCCAGGUGCUCUCCUCUCACUGAAGCUUCCUCAUUAUUCCCAAGACACAUGCCAGUCGCUUUUGCCUCUCUGAUGUUGAGUGAAACAGUGAAAGGAGCAUGGGCUUUGCUUCCUGUGUGUCCUUAGGCAAGUCACCCAGUGUCUCUGUGCCUCCUGCUGCUUACCUGGGAAAUACUUUAAAGACUGUUGUGAGAUUAGAAUGUUUUCGUACAAAGUGCCAGCCACACAGUAGGUGCUCAAUACAUGCACAGUAUCCAUCAUACCAUGCUCUUGCUGCUCCCUGACUUGAUGGCCCUGUCUCCUUUCUGACUGGCUGAGCUCCUGCCUCCUUCCAGGCCCAUCUCUAGAUGCACCUACACAUGCAGCCUGCCCUGCACGCCUCACUUAAGGCGCCAAGGGAGGGAAAAGCAGCAUUUGCCUAUCACUCGCUGGGCACAGACCCUGUGGGGGCAUGGAGAUCCCUGAUGACGGCAGCGAAUCCCUCCGGGGGCCUCCUUGUGCUAGGCCUGUCCCGGCACGUUGUGUGCAUUAACUCACGGAAGCCCGAAUGGUAACUGACUUCCAUAGAUUAAGGUUCCUAAAUGGCUUUUCUGCUCUAUCCAGCCUAGUUGGUUUGGUCUCCCUGGCCCUUUGUUCUUGGCUUUCCCCAUCCAGUGGCCUCCAAGUGGCUAAGAGGAGAUUUUAUCAAGAAGUGAAGCCCUACGGUAUAACAUACAGAGUCUGUUGUGUGUUGUUCGGGCUGAUCCCGUUAGAGAACGGUUUGGAAGAGGACCCACCUUCACCAGCCCUGCCACCCAGUCUGCAACCAGCUCCCUUGCUGCACUUUGUAUAAGCCCUGGGCUUUCAUUAGGGUUCUCUGCCCAGAGCACCCAUUCCUCUGGGCCUGCCUGGAAAAUGCAAUCCUUGCUCCUCGGUGGCACCUCUGUGGACCCUCAUGUGUUUGGGUCAAGGUCAUUGCCCUCUGCCUCCAUCCCCAGGGCACCUUGUCCGCCCCCGAUUGCACCCCUCUGCAGACGUCUGCCUCCUUGGCAAACCCCGCUCUUGGGCUGAGUCCCUGAGGGUAGGGGCUGUGUGGUGUUCAUUUCUGUAUUUCAGUACUUGGCACAGAGCCUGGAGUGCAGCAGGUCUUGGUGUUGGGGAUGAAGGGAGGGAGGAAGGAGAUGGGGUGGAAUAGGCAUCCGGGCAGAGGAAAUGGUGCUGAUGUUUCCAGUUGGUUCCUCCCAGGGCGGGGCAGCUACAAGCCCCUGUCUGACUCAGAAAAGGAGUCCUCUGUGGACACCCCAGGGUCCCCUCUAGAGACAGCUCCAUGAGAGCCCCAGCCACCACAGCUUCCCUCCAGACCCCCGGGAGAUUCCAGUCUUUGAGAUGCUUCAACUUUCUUAGAGGAAAUCGCUGAAUAUGUUUGGUACCAUGACCAGCAGGACGUAACUAGUAACUUUCUGGGUGCCAUGUGGCUCAUCUCCAUCACAUUCCUUUCCAUUGGUUAUGGGGACAUGGUGCCCCACACAUACUGUGGGAAAGGUGUCUGUCUCCUCACUGGCAUCAUGGGUGCAGGCUGCACUGCCCUUGUGGUGGCCGUGGUGGCCCGAAAGCUGGAACUCACCAAAGCGGAGAAGCACGUUCAUAACUUCAUGAUGGACACUCAGCUCACCAAGCGGAUCAAGAAUGCUGCAGCCAAUGUCCUUCGGGAAACAUGGUUAAUCUAUAAACACACAAAGCUGCUAAAGAAGAUUGACCAUGCCAAAGUGAGGAAACACCAGAGGAAGUUCCUCCAAGCUAUCCACCAGUUGAGGAGCGUCAAGAUGGAACAGAGGAAGCUAAGUGACCAAGCCAACACCCUGGUGGACCUUUCCAAGAUGCAGAAUGUCAUGUAUGACUUAAUCACAGAACUCAAUGACCGGAGCGAAGACCUGGAGAAGCAGAUUGGCAGCUUGGAGUCGAAGCUGGAGCAUCUCACCGCCAGCUUCAACUCCCUGCCGCUGCUCAUCGCCGACACCCUGCGCCAGCAGCAGCAGCAGCUCCUGUCUGCCAUCAUUGAGGCCCGGGGUGUCAGCGUGGCAGUGGGCACCACCCACACCCCAAUCUCCGAUAGCCCCAUUGGGGUCAGCUCCACCUCCUUCCCGACCCCGUACACAAGUUCAAGCAGUUGCUAAAUAAAUCUCCCCACUCCAGAAGCAUUACCCAUAGGUCUUAAGAUGCAAAUCAACUCUCUCCUGGUCACUUUGCCAUCAAGGAACAUUCAGACCAGGGAACGGAAAGAAGAGAGACCGAGCUAAUUAACUAACUCAUGUUCAUUCAGCGUGCUUGGUCCGACAUGCCUUGAAACCAGAAAUCUAAUCUCUGUUUAGGUGCCUCUACUUGGGAGCGGGAAGAGGAGAUGACAGGAAGCGACGCCUCUGGCAGGGCCCUUGCUGCAGAGUUGGUGGAGAACAGAAAUCCACGCUCAAUCUCAGGUCUUCACGCGGGGGGUGGGGGUCAGAUGCACUGAAGUAGCCAACAACGAAGCCAGUCCAGAAGAGGGGUCCACUGGGAGGGAGGGUCGUGUCAGGCUUGGGGGAUGGGCUCUUCGCCAUGGGGGUCUUUGAACACACCUCUCUCCUUUCCUUUUGUCUACGGAAGCCUCUGGCUGACAAAAGUAAAAGAGAGCUGCCCACAACUUGCCAAAACAGAUAUACCCAAAUCAGACUGAGAAAAAAAAAAAAAGACACAGACAAAUAAAAAGCCAGAUUUUCCACUUGA
Molecule: messenger RNA, 3233 nt
Organism: Symphalangus syndactylus (siamang)
Lineage: Eukaryota; Metazoa; Chordata; Mammalia; Primates; Hylobatidae
Gene: KCNN3
Product: potassium calcium-activated channel subfamily N member 3
Biological process (GO): potassium ion transport
Cellular component (GO): membrane
Molecular function (GO): calmodulin binding; small conductance calcium-activated potassium channel activity
Source: RefSeq, a predicted model, not a curated record